Ostertagia ostertagi is the source of this 561-nucleotide messenger RNA. The record is from the annotation of a GenBank genome assembly. NCBI's taxonomy places the organism in Eukaryota, Metazoa, Nematoda, Chromadorea, Rhabditida, Trichostrongylidae.
AUGCAACUUUUUUCCGAUGGCACAAUCCACUGGUCGUCGUCAAAAGGUGUCGAUAAAUCAAAGGACACCACGCAGUACUUCUACCAACCACGACCUGUAGAUGUGGAGACGACCGGCUACGUGCUGCUCAACUACAUGCUGGAUGGUGACACUGAAAAGGGUCUUCCACUUGUGCGUUGGCUGACAGGCCAACGAAACGCAUAUGGAGGCUUCUCGUCAACCCAGGACACUGUGAUCGCUUUACAAGCGUUGGGAAGUUAUGCAGAACAUGCAUAUUCGGCUGACUCGAAUGUUACGGUUACGGUGACGAAUGGUGCCGAUAGUCAGACAUUUGGAGUGACACCAUCAAACGCCAUCGUUCUUCAGAGCUAUGAACUGCCCAAUAUCGAAUCCAAUGUGGAUAUCAAAGCAUCAGGAAAGGGAACAGUCUUUGCUCAGGUUUCCUACUCCUACUAUCGGAAUGCUGUUCGAGAUGAUUCCCCAUUCUUCUGCUCGAAAGAUCUCAAAGAACUGCGUGGUGGCAACAGAAUGCAGCUUGAUUUAUGUUGCAAGUAUGUUUGA